This is a messenger RNA of Boeremia exigua, 2098 nucleotides long. Its product is annotated as LysM domain-containing protein. Bases 1 to 2031 code for a protein of 676 amino acids. The record is from RefSeq and is a predicted model, not a curated record. The transcript has 3 exons. NCBI's taxonomy places the organism in Eukaryota, Fungi, Ascomycota, Dothideomycetes, Pleosporales, Didymellaceae.
AUGCUCUACGAUGACAGUCUACCCGAAGAUCUCGACACAGCAUGUUCUACGGCCCUCAUGGCUGACAUCGCUUGCGAUCGUCUGGUGCCGGCCCUCCGCCAUGACUUCUACUACCCUCCUGCCACAUUAACUCGCAUGUGCACUGCUGGCUGCGCCUCCGCACUCCAGUCGUGGGAGAGCUCGGUCCGGUCUGCCUGUGGCAAAGACAUCGUCAUUCCUGGCGAGGGUGACGUCGAAACAUCGCCUAUUAUGAUCCCAGCCAGCCGCCGGUACAUCUACAGUUUCACUUGUCUCCAGGAGAACAGUGUCUACUGCGGUCCCGUUGCGGCAUUGGCAUCUUUCUUCACCAAUCCUGGAGUUUCCGCCUUCAACUAUAUCAAUGAACUUCCCGAUGGCGCCGUCAAGCCUGCUGAUUGCGACCCAUGUCUUGCAGCCAGACUGCGCCUGCGUUCUGGGUCGCCCUACUUCGACGACCCCGUCGUGGCCAGCGAAUCCAUCUACCAAACGCUGACAUCCAGCUGUGGCAUCACGGGUAAGCCUGCUACCACAUCUACCAUCGACUAUUUCACCAGCCAGCCAGAGGCCACCGAAUCGGUCUGCGAUGGCACCAUGUACCAAAUCCAGGGCGGGGAUGAUUGCUACAGUAUCUCCGAGGCACAGAGUGUCGGCACAGCUUGGAUGCUAUCCGACAACCACCUCAGUGCCUACUGUUAUGAGUUCCCAACUUCAGGCAGCCUCUGCAUCACCAACACGUGCAAAACUGUCACAGUGGCAGUCAACACGACGUGCAACGCCAUCGCUACGGCUGCGGAAAUCACAGAGCCACAGCUGCUGGCCUGGAAUCCUGUCAUCAAUCCAGUCUGCUCCAACCUCGACAUGAUGAACGGCACCACGCUUUGCAUCGAACCGCCCGGGCCCAAGCUGCCACCUGCCCAGACGACGAAUGUUCCUCCAGUGACACCUACCAGUGCUGCUUCAGUCCCCGCCAAUACUGCCAUUGGAUCUAAUAAGCCAUGCGGCCGCUGGUACGAGGUUGAGGCUGGUGACUACUGCAAUCUGGUGACGCUCAAGUUUGCUAUUUCUCUCGACGACUUCAUGUUCCUCAACACAGGCAUCAACACCAACUGCACCAACCUCUUUGCCCAGGAGAGCUACUGCAUUCAAGCGGUCGGUGACAUCAACAGUUAUCCCGGCCGUCCUGGACACGCCACCAUCACGAUUGACCCAAAUGAGUCCUUCACAGGCGUCCCCUUCACCAUGCUGCCCAAUGCCACCAUAACCCUGGAUCCGAGACCGACCAAGCUUCCGCUAGCUACCGGUGUCCGCGACGAUUGUACCUUCUACUUUAAGGGCGAUGAGUACCAGUACUCGCCUGAUGUAUUUGGCUAUUGGAACAGCAACUGCGAGAUUGCAGCGUCCGCGUACAACGUCGACUACGACAGCUUCAUGGCUUGGAAUUCGCUCACGGUUAACGUGACGGACCCGGCGUGCGUGUUCCAGACUGGCCUAAGGUACUGCGGCUCCUGGGCAACCACGGCGUCCGCGACAACAAAGCCCACCGCACCAGCCCCAACACACACCGGCCAACCCGCCGACUGCAACAAGUGGGACGUCGUGACAGACGGCGAUAGCUGCGGCUCACUCGCGAGCGACAACGGUAUCACCGUCGACCAAUUCUACGCCUGGAACCCUGCUGUAUCCAAGGACUGCAUCACCAAUUUCUGGCUGGGACAGGCCUACUGCGUCGGCCGGUCCAGCGUCGGGAGUUCGCCUCCCGUCUCGUCUACAAAACCAACGACGUCGUCGAGUCCCGCGACCACGAAACCCACCCCGCCAGCGCCCACACACACUGGACAGCCCGCUAAUUGCAAUAAAUGGGACGUUGUGCAGACGGGCGAUGGGUGCUGGUCCAUGGCGAACGAUAAUGGAAUCACGCUCGAACAGUUUUAUGCCUGGAAUCCUGCUGUCUCGAAUGAGUGUGUGACAAAUUUCUGGCUGGGGCAGGCGUACUGUGUUGGCGUUUCUGGUUGAAACCGAACGCUUGAGUCUGUAGUUUGUGGCGGUUGUCGGUUGAAGAGAGGAGGGGGAUGUAAGCUGG